Messenger RNA from Colletotrichum chrysophilum, 702 nucleotides. RefSeq lists its product as uncharacterized. NCBI's taxonomy places the organism in Eukaryota, Fungi, Ascomycota, Sordariomycetes, Glomerellales, Glomerellaceae. The record is from RefSeq and is a predicted model, not a curated record. The transcript is spliced from 2 exons. Bases 1 to 702 code for a protein of 233 amino acids.
AUGUCGCAGGCCUUACUGUCUAUGUCCACCAUCACGAACAUGGCUGCGCUCCCCGCAUUUGGGGGCCUCAGUCUGGUCCAGCUGAGUGAGAUCCUCGAUCGCUCACUCGAUACAAGACUUGGACGCGACCUAUCAAGCACCCCUGCGAACCUCUCACGGGUGGUCUACAUCCCCAGACACAGGGACAUCACUGUCCAUCUUCCACUGUACGAUGUGUCAAGCACCUACUUUGAUGCUGUCAAGAAGGAGCCGAUAGGAAGCAGCAAGUACAAGCUGAACCUUGCCAUGAUGAGAAGGCCAAGCGGAGAUGGAACAGAUGGCGAGGUGCGUUACCUUGUUGAUUUCCAGGAGGAUGCCAAAGAAAAGACUGUGGUAGUCGAGCGCAGAGUGCCCACACAUAACGGGGAAAUAGUCAGCAUAGAGCACGGUGCUCUCCGAUACACGCUCGUCGACACAAGCGUAGAGCCUACAGAUGGCAAGCCAGUCGUGCACGCCAUUUACCACCACGCUGGAAUCGCUUUUGCCCUGCCCCACGAUUACAGCGAAGGCGUUCUUCUUCUAUCGGGAGAUCUCAAUGAUGAAGCAGAGGCGUUGGCUGUCACGACCCUGCUGGGUCUGCUGGAACGAGUUCGCCAGGUUAACCAGCCUGCACCCCGACCGAGAAAGAAGUCUCUGGUGAAGAGGGUCCUGGGAAAGAUUUGA